AUGGCGCCUGGCGUCCUCGAACCAGCAGCGACUGCUGAAAAGGUUGUUUCGCUCGCGUCCCUUACUGAAACCUACGACGACACACUCCGCUUCUACCUCAAUGGCACAAAGGUCGAGCUGGACUCGAUAGAUCCAGAGAUUACACUACUCGAAUAUUUAAGAGGAAUUGGAUUGACAGGGACAAAAUUAGGCUGCGCAGAAGGUGGUUGCGGUGCUUGCACCGUCGUCAUCUCCCAACUGAACCCCACGACGAAAAAGAUAUACCAUGCUUCGGUCAAUGCAUGUCUGGCUCCGCUGGCCAGCGUGGAUGGCAAGCAUAUAAUCACAAUCGAGGGCAUUGGCAGUUCAAAGAACCCACACCCUGCUCAACAACGAGUUGCCAUGGCUAGUGGAAGUCAGUGCGGGUUCUGCACGCCAGGAAUAGUCAUGAGCUUGUAUGCCUUGCUCAGAAACCAUGGCCCCGAACCAUCUGAGCUGGAAAUCGAGGAGAACUUCGAUGGCAAUUUGUGUCGAUGCACGGGUUACAGGCCUAUCCUGGACGCCGCUCAGAGUUUCAACAAAGUAUGUGGCAAGUCGAUCGCAAACGGCGGCUCUGGGUGUUGCAUGGAGAACGGCGGCUCGUGUAGUGGAGAGACGCACGGUGCGGAUGCAGCAGUUGAAAAGAAGUUCACGCCUCCAUCUUUCAUCCAUUACGACAAGUCCACGGAGUUGAUAUACCCCCCAGCUCUGAAGAAGCACGACUUCAAACCGUUGGCGUUUGGCAAUAAGAGGAAGAAAUGGUAUAGACCUGUGACUCUCCAACAAUUACUCGAAAUCAAGAAUGCCUACCCCGGCGCCAAGUUGAUUGGCGGGAGCACAGAAACCCAAAUUGAGAUCAAAUUCAAAGCCGCACAGUAUUCGGCAUCAGUUUAUGUGGGAGACAUUGCCGAACUUCGACAGUACUCUUUUCACGAUGACUAUCUAGAGAUUGGCGGAAAUGUUGCCUUGACGGAUCUGGAGACCAUCUGUGACGAAGCUGUCAAACACUAUGGAGCUGUCAAGGCCCAACCGUUCAAGGCCAUCAAGAAAGCCAUCAGGUAUUUCGCCGGCCGCCAAAUCCGAAACGUUGGCACUCCUGCAGGGAAUCUGGCGACGGCGUCGCCCAUCUCUGAUCUCAAUCCCGUUUUUGUUGCCACGAAUUCAACCCUCAUUGCGAAGUCUCUCACCAAAACUACCGAGAUUCCGAUGGCUAGCUUCUUCAAGAGAUAUCGGGUGACUGCAUUGCCAGAAGACGCCAUCAUUGCAGCAAUGAGGAUCCCUCUCACCGCCGAGAAGGGAGAGUACGUCAGAUCCUACAAGCAAUCGAAGAGAAAAGACGACGAUAUCGCUAUCGUCAAUGCUUGUUUGCGAGUGGCCCUGGAUGACGACUACAAAGUAAAGAAUGCCAACCUGGUGUACGGGGGCAUGGCUCCUAUUACCAUCGAGGCCAAGAAGGCGUCUGAGUAUAUUGUGGGAAAGACAUUUACAGAUCCACAGACGCUGGAGGGAGUAAUGAACGCAUUGGAGCAUGACUUCAACCUUCCAUUCGGUGUCCCAGGAGGAAUGGCUUGGUACCGCAAAUCUUUGGCACUGGGUUUCUUUUAUCGCUUCUAUCAGGAUGUCCUUCUCAACGUUGAAGAAGCUAGCAAAGGUGCAGACAAAGAGGCCAUCGAGGAGAUUGAAAGAGAAAUUUCGCGAGGCCAGAAGGAUCAUGAUUCGUCCGUUGCCUAUUCACAGAAAAUUCUCGGGAAGGAACACCCACAUAUGGCCGCCUUGAAACAAUGCACUGGCGAAGCCCAGUAUACAGACGACAUUCCAGUGCAGAAGAACGAGCUUAUUGGCUGCCUAGUCUUGUCAACCAAAGCACAUGCCAAGCUAAUCAGCGUCGACGCCAGUCCAGCUCUCCAGCUUCCAGGCGUUAUUGCCUGGGUCGACAGGCAUGACUUUGCCGAUCCAACAGCGAAUUGGUGGGGUGCUCCUGUUUGCGAUGAAGUAUUCUUUGCCGAAGAUGAAGUCUUUACGGCUGGUCAACCCAUCGGCAUGAUCCUAGCAAACACUGCCCAACAAGCCGCUGCCGGUGCGCGGGCCGUGCUGAUCCAAUAUGAGGAGCUACCGGCCAUCUACACCAUCGAAGAAGCGAUCGAGAAGCAAAGCUUCUAUGAACACUACAGAUAUAUCCGCAGAGGUGACGUGGAGAAAGCAUUUAAGGAAUGCGAUUAUGUUUUCGAAGGGACGUCGAGAAUGGGUGGCCAAGAGCAUUUCUAUCUGGAGACCCAGGCAUCUCUGGCGAUUCCUAAGCCGGAAGACGGAGAGAUGGAGAUCUGGAGCAGUACUCAGAAUCCGUCCGAAACACAAGCAUACAUUGCAAAGGUGCUCGGCGUUCAAUCAAAUAAGAUUGUCUGCAAGGUCAAACGCCUGGGUGGCGGCUUUGGCGGCAAGGAGACUCGAGCUGUUCAGCUCGCCACUAUCUGCGCAAUUGCGGCAAAUAAAGUCAAGCGACCGGUCAGAUGCAUGCUCAACAGGGACGAGGACAUCAUGACCUCUGGGCAGAGACAUCCUUUCUUGGGCAUUUGGAAAGUUGGGGUCAACAAGGAUGGUAAACUGCAGGCACUCAAAGCCAACAUCUUCAACAAUGCUGGUUGGUCCCAAGAUCUGUCUGCUGCGGUUGUUGAUCGAGCACUAUCGCAUAUUGACGGAUGCUACAACAUCGCCAAUGUGGACGUGGACGGUCGUCUCUGCAAGACAAAUACUGUCUCCAAUAGUGCUUUCCGUGGCUUCGGCGGUCCUCAAGGCAUGUUUAUUGCUGAGUCGUUCAUGGAGGAGAUUGCAGACCAUCUGAAGAUCCCCGUCGACAAGUUGCGAGAAAUCAAUUUCUACAAAGAUGGUGAAGAGACACACUAUAACCAAGCGCUCGAGGAUUGGCAUGUGCCAUUGAUGUACAAGCAGAUCAAAGAAUCCGCCGACUACGACGCCCGCCGCAAAGCGGUUGAUGAGUUCAAUGCGACGCACAAAUGGCAAAAGAAGGGGUUGGCAAUCAUUCCGACGAAGUUUGGCAUUUCAUUCACUGCCCUCUUCCUCAACCAAGCUGGUGCCCUCGUUCACAUCUAUCAUGACGGUUCCGUCCUCGUCGCCCACGGCGGUACCGAGAUGGGCCAGGGGCUACACACCAAGAUUUGCAUGAUCGUGGCCGAAGCACUGCAGGUACCUCUCACCGAUGUGCAUAUCUCAGAGACGGCGACAAACACUGUUGCCAACGCUUCAAGCACAGCGGCAUCGGCGUCAUCGGAUCUAAAUGGCUAUGCAGCUUACAACGCGUGCAUGCAAAUCAACGAACGCCUGGCUCCAUAUCGCGAAAAGUUCGGCCCCAACGCCACUAUGAAAGAAUUGGCCCAUGCGGCCUAUUUUGACCGUGUCAAUCUUUCUGCGAAUGGCUUCUACAAGACUCCUGAUAUCGGAUAUGUUUGGGGCCCGAACCCUUCUGACCCAAGCUUAGAGAACACGGGAAUGAUGUUCUUUUACUUCACGCAGGGUGUAACCGCGAGUGAAGUUCUUAUUGACACUUUGACCGGAGACUGGACUUGUCUACGGUCAGACAUCAAGAUGGACGUUGGGCGAAGUAUCAACCCGGCGAUAGACUACGGCCAGAUCGAAGGUGCAUACGUCCAAGGCCAAGGUCUCUUCACAACCGAGGAAUCUCUUUGGCACAGAGCCAGCGGCCAGAUCUUCACGCGCGGGCCUGGCGCUUACAAAAUUCCUGGGUUUAGAGAUAUUCCCCAGGUUAUGAACGUGUCUCUUCUGAAAGAUGUGGAAUGGAAGAACCUACGCACGAUCCAGCGCUCGCGAGGCGUAGGGGAACCCCCUCUGUUUAUGGGAAGUGCAGUCUUCUUCGCCAUCCGAGAUGCCCUCAAGGCCGCCAGGAAACAGUACGGCGAAGACGACGUGUUGAGCUUACGAAGCCCUGCGACGCCCGAGAGGAUCCGGAUCUCGUGCGCCGAUCCUAUUCUGAAGAGGUGCCUGGUGGAACCAAGAGAGGGUGAGAAGAGUUUCUUCGUUUCGAUAUGA
Fonsecaea nubica is the source of this 4080-nucleotide messenger RNA. Its product is annotated as xanthine dehydrogenase. NCBI's taxonomy places the organism in Eukaryota, Fungi, Ascomycota, Eurotiomycetes, Chaetothyriales, Herpotrichiellaceae. Bases 1 to 4080 code for a protein of 1359 amino acids. The record is from RefSeq and is a predicted model, not a curated record. The transcript has a single exon. Gene Ontology annotation, molecular function: molybdopterin cofactor binding; 2 iron, 2 sulfur cluster binding; iron ion binding.